GCGCGCCAAAUCAGAUACCGAGGGCCGACAGCCCCGCGCGCAGCGCGGCGGCCUCAGGCAGAUCGUUACCAGGGAGUGGCUCUGCUCCGCUGUCCCGCGUUGGGAAUCAGAGGCGGGCUGUAUAUGGUCCCACCUUUGCGCUUGCAUACAUGCGGUUGAGGCUUUCAGGCGUAACUUCAUUUUCGUGUCAGUGCUGCUACAAUGGCGGCUGCCUCAUCAUCACUGAUGCAAUGUGUGUCAGCACCAGCGAGCACAUCUUCCUCUUCGGCAGCAACUGAGCUCUGCAGAUCUCGUGCCGCAGCUGCCUCAGCAGCACACACUGUGACCAAACUGAUUCCUGAUAAGUGCAAAGGAGUGGUGGUACGCCUUGCGUCGACGUUCUCACGCAAUGCCGUCGCGCCGCCCUCACGGCUUUCCAGAUUGGGUCCGUCUGGAGGGUCGAAAUGGGAUGCACUUUUCAAGUUUGGAAAGUUCGGGUUUAGCUCAGAGGAUGCUGGCAUGUAUGGCAGUCAGGGACGGGACGACUACGGCCGAGAUGAUGUUGAACAGUACUUCAACUACACAGGGAUGCUUGCAGUAGAGGGAACGUACGACAAGAUGUAUGCUUUGCUGGACAUGGAAAUCCAUCCCGUUGAUAUUCUACUGUUGUUUGCGGCCACUGAAGGCGACAGACCAAAGAUACAGGAACUGUUGAAAGCUGGUGCCAGGAUCGAUGUUGAAGAUGUCGACGGAAGGACCGCGGUUGAUCGAGCUGCGGACGAGGAAAUCAAGCAACUUAUUCUCAAAGGAGCACAGGCUGCAAAUAGUUCUCUCACCUAACUGGGGGGUGAAAAAAAAGGGGAAAAGGCAAAAGUCGCAAAUGAAUCUGGAUCAAAAAAAGGGAAGAGGGGACAACAACAAAAAAGGGUUCAUCAGAGCGACAAAUAAAUAACACCCUUGCUCCAGGGUAGUCGUCUUGUGGACCUGUGACAGAGAGCUUUCUUCAGAUCCAAGGUCCAAGUGGGGGUUGCAGGGUCUGCUGCCCUUUCCGUGACCAAUUCGGCGACAAGAGGUUGCAAAAGAUCAGUGGCCAGAAAUGAAGCAUCGGAUUCUGCGCAAAGUUCGCGAACUAACGUGACAAUCAAUUGCCAGAGACGAAGCAUAUGUACGAUAACUUAUGUGGAUUCACGAUGCCUUUUUCGGAUCGUGACAGACUCUACUACGAAGAUCAACGGCGAGAGAUGAAGCAUCUGCACAAGCAGGGUACCGCCCUCAGGAUGCAAGCGCCCAGAGUACUUAGGCAAAAUGGCAACUCAUCCGUUCAGCAAUGAACAGAUAAAGUUUUAGGCAAGACCAUCUUUUCCAUCUUAAAAAAUUAAAAAAAAAAAAAAAAAAAAAAAAAAAAAAGGGCACACCCUGGAGACGCAUGUCAGUCCUGGGCUCGGGCUGUACGCUCAAGGUGCAGCUCUGUGACACCUUUUUUUUGUUUCUUUCUUUGCAAGACAUAGGAAUUCAAUUGCAUUGUCUACUUCAGAAUUUUCUAUGUAUGGGCCUGCUUGAAUGAAUCUGGACGUCUGCUUUGUCCAGAUGCAUCCAGGAAAUUCACUCCAAGUAGAUUUGCAUUUGGGAACUCUGUGACAACAUCAGUUGAAAGUUUUGGUCUCCUCUUCAUCUACUCCAAUGUCAUGGCGUACUUGAAUGAAUCUGGAUGUCAUUACGUCCAGAUGCAUCCAGGAAACCCCUGCUGUGAGUCUGUUCUUAAAUUUAAACCCACCAACUUCCAUUGCCUGGUAGAAGUUCUAUUUGCUUCACGAAUUUUUUUUAUUUUUAUUUUUAUUUUUUAACUAUACUCUUCUCUCAAUUUUCCUCACACUACCUACCUACCACUACUCCUACCUAUAGGCAUAGCAUACCAGAGCCGUGUUACUCUUCUCUCAAUUUUCCUCACACUACCUACCUACCACUACUCCUACCUAUAGGCAUACGGGGAAACCCGUAGCAUACCAGAGCCGUGUUUUUACGGCCCCUCGAGCCUGCAGGGCACCCGCUACCCAAGAGAUAGACCACUGGAUCGCCCGAUCGGCAUCAAGCAGAGUGUGCUAUGUUUGUAGGGGAGGGGCCUGAGGGGAGGCACGGGGGAUUGGUCCGUUUUAUUUCGAUAGCCAGCCAGGAAAAAAAAAAAAAAAAAAAAAAAGGUUGAGAAAAACGUGAGAGUCUUUCAAGUGCGUGCCGGCUUUUUUUUUUUUUUUUUUUUUUUUUUUUUUUUUUUGGUUCUCGUUUCACAGGUGUAGACGGCUAGAACCAUUCGCUGGUACAAUGCAUUGGGGACAAUGGGUACCCUCAGGUUGUACCGUUGUACCAUUGGGGGCAGGACGGGUACCAAUUUGGGAGUAGGACUGGCUGGUAUACCAUCGGAGGUAUAGGAUUGGUACCGAUUGUUGGUACCAUAGAAUAUGAAUGGGGUAUUGGUUGGUGGUGUAAUCCUUUUUAUGAAUCUGAUGCGAAAUUGUGACUCCAUUCAAUCCAAGAACGAAGAUUCCAAAAG
Molecule: messenger RNA, 2524 nt
Organism: Chara braunii
Lineage: Eukaryota; Viridiplantae; Streptophyta; Charophyceae; Charales; Characeae
Source: the annotation of a GenBank genome assembly